Messenger RNA from Vicia villosa (hairy vetch), 2406 nucleotides. Its product is annotated as wall-associated receptor kinase-like 1. The transcript is spliced from 5 exons. Gene Ontology annotation, biological process: protein phosphorylation; translation; cell surface receptor signaling pathway. NCBI's taxonomy places the organism in Eukaryota, Viridiplantae, Streptophyta, Magnoliopsida, Fabales, Fabaceae. Bases 1 to 2406 code for a protein of 801 amino acids. The record is from RefSeq and is a predicted model, not a curated record. Gene Ontology annotation, cellular component: small ribosomal subunit; plasma membrane. Gene Ontology annotation, molecular function: protein serine/threonine kinase activity; rRNA binding; structural constituent of ribosome.
AUGGCUUCAGCAUGCCGUAUCCGUAACAAUGCAAGGAAUCUGUUGAAGCUUGUCGGAGAGUAUGGACCUAGGUGCAAGAGGGAGCUCUGGAGGGUUCAGUACGCUCUUAGUCGGAUCUGUAACAAUGAAAGGAAUCUGUUGACCCUGGAUGAGAAGAACCCUCGUUGGAUCUGUAACAAUGAAAGGAAUUUGUUGACACUGGAUGAGAAGAACCCUCAUUGGAUCUUUGAAGAUGAAGCACUUUUGAUGAGAAUAUUUCAAUAUGGUCUUCUUGAUGAAACUCAGAACAAGCUCGAUUAUGUCUUGGCUCUCACUAUUCAGAAUUUUCUCGAGCGAAGACUUCAGAUACUUGUCUUCAAGUCUGGAAUGGCUAAGUCCAUUCAUCAUGCUAGAGUUCUUAUCUGGCAAAGGCACAUCGGUCUUUUGUCAUCCUUGAAUCACCUAUUUUGCUUCUCCGUAACUAUAAUCAGUGGACCGGUGUUAAUCAUGGUUUUGGAAAAGGAUAAUGCUAUUGCUAAUUGGCAUGCUUUAAUGGGCCAUACCAAUGCAAGCAAGGCCAAGAUUACUCACCCUCACAGCACCAGUAGUAAAACCGUUACUCUUACAGACAGCCCUUUCCUAUAUUCACAGGCUGAGAAUACGUUUCUAGCUGUGGGAUGUAACAGUCUUGCUUUUCUUCAGUCAAACGGGACCACCGUUGGUGGUUGUGUAUCAAUUUGUGACGACAACAAAAACAACAGUAACAAUUUCAAUAUAGAUAGCAACGGUUGUAAUGGAAGGUAUUGUUGUACGACCUCAUUGCCUUCACAUCUUUCAGAGUUUAACGCAACAAUAAGAGGUUUAAGCGAACACAGUAGUCAAGGGUGUGGUUAUGCUUUGAUUGCAAGGAGUUAUUUUAUGGGUGAUUAUGAGACUGAGAAAGAGUUGAAGAAUAAGGAAUAUGCUCCUGCAAUGCUUGAGUGGGAGAUUUUGAAUUAUAUGUUAACUAAUUCCACAUUUCAACUACCUCCAAAUUGUUAUGACUCCAACGUUACUUCUUUAAGUAACAGAAACACUGGUAAGCAAUGUCGAUGCUCGUCCUGGCAGCAAGACGAUGACUUUGACUCUCCCUUCCUUGAUGGAGACUACUAUGGCAAUCCAUACAUUGCUGGAGGCUGUAAAGGUCCAGAGUACUACUUUCAUAAGAAUAAUCAAUGGAAGAAGUGGGUUAUUGUAGGAAUUUCAUCAAGUCUCGGAUCCUUGGGUUUCCUCAUCGGUCUACUGUUUUUGUACAAAGUUUUGAAACGAAGAAUGAUAAAGAAACGCAAGGAAAAAUUCUUCAAAAGAAAUGGUGGUUUGUUGUUGCAAAAAAGAAUGUCUUCGGGAGAAGUCAAUGUUGACAGAACUACUCUCUUCACAUUAAAGAAUUUAAAGAAAGCCACUGACAAUUUCAAUAAGGAUAGAGUUCUUGGAAAGGGAGGGCAAGGCACCGUUUACAAAGGCAUGUUGGUGGAUGGUAAAAUUGUUGCAGUGAAAAAGUUUAAGGUUGAAGGAAAUGUUGAAGAGUUCAUUAAUGAGUUUGUUAUUCUUUCACAAAUCAACAAUAGAAAUAUUGUCAAACUAUUAGGAUGUUGUUUGGAGACAGAAAUUCCGUUGCUUGUUUAUGAAUUCAUUCCCAAUGGUAACCUUUUUGAGUAUCUGCAUGACCAAAAUGAGGACAUUCCAAUGACAUGGGACGUGCGUUUGAGAAUUGCUAGUGAAGUUGCUGGAGCUUUAUUUUAUUUGCACUCGGUUGCAUCUCAACCAAUUUAUCAUAGAGACGUCAAAUCAACAAAUAUACUAUUGGAUGAAAAGUAUAGGGCAAAAUUAGCUGAUUUUGGUGCAUCAAGAAUAAUUUCAAUUGAAGCAACUCACCUUACCACAAUGGUUCAAGGUACUUUUGGAUACUUAGAUCCUGAAUAUUUUCACACUAGUCAAUUUACUGAGAAAAGUGAUGUGUACAGCUUUGGAGUAGUUCUUGCUGAACUUUUAACAGGUAAGAAGCCAAUAUCCUCUACAGAAAAAUCUAAGGAAUCACAAAGUUUAGCUUCCUAUUUUGUUCAGUGUAUGAAGGAGAAUAUGUUGUUUGACGUAAUUGACAAAAGGAUCACAGAAGGAGGGGAGAAAGAACAUAUCAUUGUAGUUGCAAAUCUUGCAUUUAGAUGCUUAGAAAUGAGUGGAAGAAAACGACCAACGAUGAAAGAAGUAACAUUGGAAUUAGAAGGGAUCAUGGGAUUGAAUAAGAAGCUUAAUGCACAGCAAAAUCACGAGGAAAUUGAGCAGUACCAACAUUACGAUGGGUUUUCUACAUCAAAUUCAUUACCAAUUGACAGCAGCCAAACACACUCCACGGACUCGGAGGUUAAGCAUAUUCUUGCAUUAGAAUAG